AUGGCCUCCCCCUCGACCAUCACGCGCGCUCAGGUGCACAUCACCACACAUCCCGUGCCGCGCAAACUGGGCGAUAGUAAGCUGGUGCUGGCAGCGCUGCAAAAGUUCGGCGAGGUGGUGACAUUUCGGAACCUGAAGUACGAUGUCUUCAACACGAACCCCAAAAAGGACGAAUCCAUACUCGCCAUCUUCGGCACCCCCGACGCAGCCGAGCGCGCCAUCUCCGCGUCGCCCAUCACCAUCCCGCUCUCGCCGCCAGAGAAAACAUCUCUCUCCUCGCUCUUCUCAUCCCUCAGCACCACCUCCUCUGCGAACACUCCUCCCACAGCGCUAACAUGCACCAUCUCCCCUUCAUACCACAACCACGCGCGCAACCUUCGCCGCAACCCGUUCCACAGCACAUACAACGUCUACAAGAAGAACCCGCACUACGAGGAUCUGACGGGCAAAGAAACCGCGAUCCCGCUACGGGAAUUAGCGGAUGUGCUUGCGAGCAAAAAGUAUUAUAUCUCGAAUGCGGUGAAGGAGAAGAUUGCGGAGAAUUCGAAGGCACUGGGCGCGGGGAGCUUGAUGGGGCUUUGGAGGAAGGGGCAGGGGAUGGACAUUGAGGAACAGGACCAACAGAUGGGGAGGGAGGAUAGGACGCGGGAUAUUGAAAAGGAGCCGAAGAAGGGCGGGAAGGAUAUUGGGUGA
Messenger RNA from Penicillium lagena, 693 nucleotides. RefSeq lists its product as uncharacterized. The coding region runs from base 1 to 693 and encodes 230 amino acids. Lineage: Eukaryota; Fungi; Ascomycota; Eurotiomycetes; Eurotiales; Aspergillaceae. The transcript is spliced from 2 exons. The record is from RefSeq and is a predicted model, not a curated record.